Messenger RNA from Budorcas taxicolor (takin), 813 nucleotides. RefSeq names its product neurogenin 2 (gene NEUROG2). Bases 1 to 813 code for a protein of 270 amino acids. Gene Ontology annotation, molecular function: protein dimerization activity. The record is from RefSeq and is a predicted model, not a curated record. NCBI's taxonomy places the organism in Eukaryota, Metazoa, Chordata, Mammalia, Artiodactyla, Bovidae. The transcript has a single exon.
AUGUUCGUCAAAUCCGAGACCUUGGAGUUAAAGGAGGAGGAGGACGUGCUGGUGCUGCUUGGCUCGGCCUCCCCCGCCUCGGCGGCUCUGACCCCUGUCUCUUCCAGCGCUGACGAGGAGGAAGAGGAGGAGCUGGGCGCGGCGGGCGGAGCGCGCCGGCAGCUUGGGGCAGAGGCCGGGCCCGCGGCGCUGGGCGGCUCGCCGGGAGGAGCCGAGGGCUGCCGGCCGGCGCGGCUGCUGGGUGUGGUGCAUGAGUGCAAGCGGCGCCCUCCGAGGGCAAGGGCUGUUUCUCGCGGCGCCAAGACGGCCGAGACCGUGCAGCGCAUCAAGAAGACCCGUAGACUGAAGGCCAACAACCGCGAGCGCAACCGCAUGCACAAUCUCAACGCGGCGCUGGACGCGCUGCGCGAGGUGCUCCCCACAUUCCCAGAGGACGCCAAGCUCACCAAGAUCGAGACCCUGCGUUUCGCUCACAACUACAUAUGGGCGCUCACCGAGACCCUGCGCCUGGCUGACCACUGUGGGGGCGGCGGCCUGCCCGGGGCGCUCUUCUCGGAGGCAGUCAUGCUGAGCCCGGGAGGCACUAGCGCCGCCUUGAGCAACAGCGCAGACAGCCCUUCGCCCGCCUCCACGUGGAGCUGCACAAACAGCCCCGCGGAGUCUUCCUCGGCGUCCUCCAACUCCACCUCCCCCUACAGCUGCACUUUAUCUCCCGCCAGCCCGGAGGGUUCAGACAUGGACUAUUGGCAGCCCCCACCUCCAGACAAGCACCGCUACGCACCUCACCUCCCCAUAGUCAGAGACUGUAUCUAG